This is a messenger RNA of Aphanomyces invadans, 1554 nucleotides long. RefSeq lists its product as hypothetical. NCBI's taxonomy places the organism in Eukaryota, Oomycota, Saprolegniomycetes, Saprolegniales, Verrucalvaceae. The transcript has 11 exons. The record is from RefSeq and is a predicted model, not a curated record. Gene Ontology annotation, molecular function: aldehyde dehydrogenase (NAD+) activity. The annotation marks the transcript as partial.
CGAUGCUCGGAUUCCUCAAGGCCAAGAACGUGUCUUCGCUGCGUCGCCAUGUCGCCAACCGCGCAUUCUCGUCCUUUGCCGUGCAGAAUCCGUACACGUUGAAGACAGAAUUCGAGGUGGCGCAGCAUUCGAGCAAGGAAUCCGCGGACAUUCUUGUUCGUGUGAAAAAGGCCCAACGGGAAUGGGCAAGUGUGUCUCUGGACGAGCGCAAGGCGAUAUGUACCAAGUGGACAGACGUGCUCAAUGCGAACAUCGACACGAUUGCGACGGAUAUUUCGCGACAAAUGGGAAAGCCCCUGAGUCAAGCCGUGGGAGAAGUGAAAGGCACAAUUCAGCGCGCCAAGAUUAUGAUUGGGUUGGCGGACAGGGCGUUAGCGCCAACAACGUCGUUCCCCACUUCAAAAGACCCCGGUCUCUUCCGUGAGAUAUCCAAGGAGCCCAUCGGGGUUGUGUUUGUCAUUGCACCAUGGAACUACCCGAUGAUGACAGUCGUCAACUCGGUGGUCCCUGCACUCCUAGCAGGAAACGGUGUACUGCUUAAACACUCUCCACAGACUCCUCUGUGCGGAGACCACUAUGAAAGGACCCUGCAUGAAGCCGGAGUCCCUCGCGACCUUCUUCGUUCGGUGCAUUGCUCGCAUGCGUCUGCCGCGGCGGUCAUAGCCAACCCCCUCGUCAACUACGUCUCAUUUACGGGUUCAGUCCGCGGAGGAGCUCAAGUGCACGCUGCAAUCGGGGCCAGUCGAUUUAUCAACAGCACACUCGAACUUGGCGGCAAGGAUGCGAUGUACGUCGCCCCCGACGCCGACAUUGAGACCGCGGCGUCGGGGCUCGUUGACGGCGCGUGCUACAAUGCUGGACAGUCGUGUUGUGGUGUUGAACGCGUCUACGUCCACCGGUCGCAAUACGAAUCGUUUCUUGAUGCCGCCGUUCCUCAUUUCAAUGCGUACAAGCUGGGCAAUCCAUUGGAGGAAGGCACGACGCUGGGGCCCAUGGCCCUAGCUUCGGCGGGCGACGCACUCGCCCAUCACGUGGCCGAUGCGGUCGCGAAAGGCGCCAAGGUGGUUACCCGAUCAAGAAAUCCCGCGGAAACCAGAGAUGCCACCGGCCACGGCCGCUUCUUCCCUCCAACUCUCGUGCGAGACUGCACGCACGACAUGGCCAUCAUGAAGGACGAGUCGUUUGGCCCGAUAUUAGGUGUCAUGGCCGUGGAUUCCGAUGAAGAAGCAGUCAAGCUCAUGAACGAUAGCUCGUACGGGCUCACCGCGGGCAUUUUUACCAAAGAUAUGGAUCGUGCCAAGCGAUUGGGGAAGCAGUUGGAAGCGGGCACGAUCUAUAUGAAUCGAUGCGAUGCCGUGGAUGCAUAUUUGCCGUGGACGGGCGUGAAAGACACGGGAAAGGGCCAUUCGUUGUCGGAGCACGGGUUUGCCGCCUUUACCCAGUUGAAAGGGUGGAACUUUAAGCUACCGUGACCAUUGCUUGCGAGCUCGUUGCCGAAGCCGACUGCCGAAGUAGACUCCCGUUGCUUGUUAAUGCCAUGUCUGCUGCUCUCGU